Messenger RNA from Eruca vesicaria subsp. sativa (arugula), 420 nucleotides. The record is from the annotation of a GenBank genome assembly. Lineage: Eukaryota; Viridiplantae; Streptophyta; Magnoliopsida; Brassicales; Brassicaceae.
AUGGAUUUGGUAUUACAGGAAAUGACAAAACGAACAUUCCCGUUGUGUGAAUGUUUUCUGCUGAUUGACCUAUUUGUAGAGUCAAGUUCACAGUUCAAGAACGGGCUAGUUAACCAUGCAUUUGCAGCUGCACUCAGGGCACUCCUUCUUGUAUGUGAUAUAGGUUGCUACUUCUGUGGAUUAUCAAGCCAUGGUGGCAAAAUUGGAACAUCAGUUUCGACUUGGAAGACUUUCCAUCCAAGGAUUAUGGUUUUACUGACAGGGCUGUCUUUUUCAGAGAAUCGAAGCUACAGGGGUUUGAAAAACUAUGCUGAUUUAUUGUUUUCGUUUCUCUCAGCCUAUGAUGGGAUCCAUGCGCGCAUUGGCUGCAGUAAUUCAGUAGGCUUCAGCGAAGCAUUAUGUGGGCUUUGGUGUGCUUAA